Nymphaea colorata (pocket water lily) is the source of this 1497-nucleotide messenger RNA. RefSeq names its product GDSL esterase/lipase At1g29670-like. Gene Ontology annotation, molecular function: hydrolase activity, acting on ester bonds. Bases 107 to 1246 code for a protein of 379 amino acids. Lineage: Eukaryota; Viridiplantae; Streptophyta; Magnoliopsida; Nymphaeales; Nymphaeaceae. The record is from RefSeq and is a predicted model, not a curated record. The transcript is spliced from 4 exons.
UAAGUUGGUCUUGUUAUAUGCUAGUCAUUUCAGAGAAAUUCUAAAGCUCCUCAUCUCCUUCCUCUUCUUUGAACAGCCCCUCCAAACGAAGCCUUUUAUUUUGAAGAUGAAUAUUAUACCCUACUUCUUAGUCCUCCUUGUCCUCUUAAUCUCGAUUCCUUUCAGUCUUCCAUCAGAAACCCUUAGAGAAGAGACCGUGAAAGCCAUGUUUGUGUUCGGGGACUCGGUUGUCGAUGUUGGCGACAAUAACUGGUCCGCUACUUCGAAGGACAAAGCGAAUUUCUUCCCUUAUGGGGUGGACUUCCUGGGGGGGGCUACUGGUAGGUUCACCAAUGGCAGGAACCCGACUGACAUACUCGGCCAGCUUCUGGGACUGCCCCGUUUCCUUCCGGCCUAUGAAGAUCCGGCUGCAAAUGGGACCAGAAUUCUCAAUGGCGUUAAUUAUGGCAACGCCGGCUCCGGAAUACUUGAACCUAACUGGAGUACCGACACAGUGUUCGGGUUGAAGUCACAGAUCACGCAAUUCGAAAAUACGACUCUUCCAGAGCUUGAAUCUCUAUUCAAUGACACCGCUGAACUCACUUCCUACUUAUCACAAAGCAUAUUUGUGAUACACACUGGCGCCAAUGACUAUGAGCAGCGCUGCUUCUUGUCCACCUCGAUCCAGGAAUGCGACGUCCCCAUGCUCACGGGUUACCUCCUCAAAUAUCUACCUGAACAACUCAAGAGACUGUACGAGUUGGGGGCCCGGAAGUUUGUGGUCUUCUCCAUCAUGCCGAUGGGUUGCAGCCCAAUGUCUCGAGACGGGGCGGAAGAGUGCGUGGAGGAGUACAACGAGGCAGCCUUGCUCUUCAACACCCAAUUCAACGCUUCCAUGGACAACAUAACGAGCGGGAUGCCAGGAUCCAGCAUGGUCUUCGCCAAUUCCUAUGGACUUCUUAUCGACAUCAACGACGACCCUUCCUCCUUCGGAUUCAAGGUGGACAACACGUCCUGCUGCACAACGGAAAGGAUGCUGUGCGUGAACGGGUCGACGCCCUGCGCCAACCGGACGGAAUACGUGUACUUCGAUUCCGUCCACCCGACGGAACCAGUCUACUUGAUGAUGGCCACGCAGGCGUACGAGUCCGAGCUGCCCAACCAGGUCUAUCCCUUCAACGUGAAGCAACUGGCCAACCUCACCACCUCAAUCUCCACCACCACUUCCGGCGCCGUGGAGCUCCCGGCGUUUCUUGCUUCCGUCUGAGUUCCAAAUUUGGCAGCUGGUAGUUUUUAUGAGCAGUAGUCUGUAAUCAGUCACUUUGGCUCCUGACUUUAGAUGCCGUGUUAAAGUGUUUCCUUUUCCAACAUUGGAAUGGAGACGAGAAACUGUUCAAAGGGCCAUAUCUAUCUUAAUGAGCAAAUAUUGUAUCGCUUUUACAUAAAAUUUCAGCUGUACACCAACUUGGUGCGAUCAUAGUUAAUUUAGAAAACAAAAUUUUCAGUUGUUUCUCAAAA